AUGUUGUUUAAAUUAGCUUUAAAUAUUUUAACUGUAUGUUGUUCCACUGGUUUAACUUCUAAUUCUAAAAAAGUUGUAAUAAUUACAAGAGAUGGUUGUGGAUACAGCAAAGCUAUGAGAGAAAUGUUAAUAAAAAACGGUAUUCCUUAUGUUGAUUUAAACAUUAACAAAUUAAACAGUGAUAUCCGUUUAAUUACUAAUUAUUCUAAUAGUACUUUUCCACUCGUAUUUGAAAAUGGUAAAUAUAUUGGUGGUUAUUCUGAAUCAACAACACAUAAUUUUAUUAAACCAGUAAAUAAUGUUAAUAAUGAUUUUAAUGAUUCUGAUAUGGAAUUAGAUAAUUUUCUUAAAAUGAAUGAAUAA
Messenger RNA from Hepatospora eriocheir, 363 nucleotides. Lineage: Eukaryota; Fungi; Microsporidia; Hepatosporidae. The record is from the annotation of a GenBank genome assembly.